GAAAAAAAGGGGAAAAAAAGCACUCCAAGAUGGCGCUGCGCACGGUUAGCGCUGCUGCCCUGCUCACUGGGAAAGAUUUAGGGGUCAGUAAUGCGAGGACGUUUGUCACAACAGCAUUCCUCUGCAGACGGGUACCUCCUUUAGGUCCAAUGCCAAAUGAGGACAUUGACGUUACAAAGCUGAAGUCGUUGGAGAAGUGUCGCAGCUACAAUCGUUACUUUAGACAAGCUCAGGAAGCAAACAACAAACCCGUCUGGUGGAAGACCUACAGGAGCUACGUGGAAAAAGCUGAUCCUGAGCAUGGUGCAGAGCGAGUGGACAUUGGACUGCCAUACCAUCAACCCAGUCAAGAAUAUAGGGAGAAGAAGCAGCUGUUGAAAGACAACAAGAAGAAUGUUGAGCUGGAGAGGGCUUUACGUCUGCGCACUUUUAAGAUCCCUCUGGAUCGAGUGCAGGAAACCUGGGAGAAGAGAGCUGCUCCAUUUCAUAUAAAGAGAGUUGCAGACCACUAUGGAGUCUUCAGAGAUCUUUUCCCCAUGGCAUACUUUCUACCUCAUGUCCCACUCCGCAUCUGCUAUGGUCAAGACAACAAUGGUCAAGUGUAUUAUGGGAAUCGGUUGACACCAACAGAAGCAGCAUGUGCCCCUCAAAUCAGCUUCAAUGUGGAGGAGGGCUCCCUGUGGACCCUUCUGCUCACUUGUCCAGAUGAGCAUCUUCUGGAUAAUGAUGCAGAAUACAUCCACUGGCUAGUAGGGAACAUACCAGGCGGAGCAGUGCAGGCCGGAGAGGAGCUGUGUCACUACCUGCCCCCUUUCCCUGCCAGAGGAACAGGCUUCCACCGCUACAUUUAUGUCCUCUUCAAGCAAGAGGGACCCAUCAACUUCCAGGAGGAUGUCAGGCCAUCGCCAUGCCAUUCUCUGGAGGAUCGUACCUUUAAGACAGUGGAUUUCUACAGAAAGCACCAGGACAACAUCACCCCUGCAGGCCUGGCCUUCUUCCAGUGCCAGUGGGAUGAAUCUGUCACCAACACCUUUCACACGACACUCAACAUGAGGGAGCCAGUGUUUGAGUUCAUCCGGCCUCCAGUGUACCACCCUCCACAGGUCAAAUUCCCUCAGGGACAGCCCCUGCGGUACCUGGAUAGAUACAGAGAUGGAAAGGAGCACACCUAUGGAAUAUAUUGAUUAUGAGACACACACUCGCACAAACACACACACACAUUACCCUGCAAAUCUGUAGUGAUGUCUGGCAUAUUUAUGUUUACCAAUAAAGCAUUUUUCAACUGUG
Molecule: messenger RNA, 1287 nt
Organism: Epinephelus fuscoguttatus (brown-marbled grouper)
Lineage: Eukaryota; Metazoa; Chordata; Actinopteri; Perciformes; Serranidae
Gene: mrpl38
Product: mitochondrial ribosomal protein L38
Exons: 9
Coding region: 30-1184 (384 amino acids)
Cellular component (GO): mitochondrial large ribosomal subunit
Source: RefSeq, a predicted model, not a curated record